Messenger RNA from Paramecium pentaurelia, 627 nucleotides. The record is from the annotation of a GenBank genome assembly. Lineage: Eukaryota; Ciliophora; Oligohymenophorea; Peniculida; Parameciidae.
AUGUCAAAAUAUGCUACAUAUGAUAUAAUGUGCAAGUUUCUGAUUCUUGGAUCUUCAUAAGUUGGAAAGACAAACCUUUUAAUGCGUUUUAUAGAUGAUAAUUAUAGUGAAAGUCAUAUAACAACAAUAGGAGUUGAUUUUAAAUUUAAAGAAGUAAAAACUAAUGGUAAAAUAAUGAAAAUGCAAAUUUGGGAUACAGCAGGAUAAGAGAAAUUUAGAACUCUAACAUCAAAUUAUUAUAAGUUUGCACAUGGAGUAUUACUUGUUUAUGCAGUUGAUGAUUUGAAAUCAUUUCAAGAUAUUACAUAUUGGAUGAAUUCUUUAAAAUAACAAGGAAGAAAUGAAAUUGCCAUAAUAUUGAUAGCUAAUAAGAAGGAUAUAGUAGAUUAAAGAAUCAUAUCAUAAGAAUAAGGAGAAGAAUUAGCUUAUUAAUUAGGAGUGGAUUAUAUAGAAACAUCAGCCAAAUUAGGUUUAAAUGUGUAUGAAGCAUUUUAAAGAUUAGCUGAAUUAGCAAUAAAAUAAUAAGAUGGAAAGGUUUCAUUACCAAUUCUUACUGAAGAUAAUAGUUAUACAAUAAAUUUAACCAAAAAUAAACACAAUCUAACAAAUAAGAAGGGAUGCUGUUGA